ACCGCGCCGGGCCCUCGGCGGGAGCGCUGACAACCUUGGUGGGGCCGGAGGGGAGGGUGUCAGGGCCCCGCAGGGCCCGGCACUGACCCCCGUGCUGCUGCAGUGACCCUGGGAGACAGACAGUCUGGACCCAGGCCUGGGGGCGCUAGGCCCGGCAUGGCCGACGGGGUUACUAAGUCUCGCCCUCGGCUGUAGAGCUCUGGGCAGGCCCCAAGGCCUGCUUCCGGCUUCAGAUUCCUCAUCUAUAAAACGCUUCCCCAGCAAAUCCACGCGUAGCUCCCCGCAUACAGCAGGGCUCAAUAAGUGGCGCGUCAUUACUGCUCCUUCUGAUACUCAACACCCACCUCGCUGGUCAUUUAUUUGCUUACUCGCCCCACCCCCACGCCCAACGCAGGCUCCAGAAGGGAGGCUUCCAUCUUUGUCCAUCUAGUUCACGAGGUCUCACAAAUAAAAGCCGAGAGAUUUCACAGCUGUUAUUGGGAGAGUCCCGUGUUCCCAUUUCACAGAAGAGAAAAUUGAGGCCCAGGUGAAGAAACGGCCUAUGUGAGUUCACACAGGGCAGGUGGCAGGGAUGUGCUGUCUUGCCACACUGUGCCUGGUGGGCCAACAGGUAAUGUCCAUGAGGUCAUCAAGGCCCACUCCAAGGGCGACCUAAGGAGAUCACAUGAAAGGGGGUCUGGCUGCAGCCUACGGGCCAGGGCCAGAACGAACGCGGCCCGGAUGGCUUUCUCCACACCGGAUGCUCCCAGCGCAAGCAAAAACCGCGUCACUACGGACCUCCACGGUGGCUGCGCCGCACAGGAACACUGCUACUUCACCUCCCUGCGCGUGCUCGAAAUGCAGUCCUGUACCUUUAAAGGACAACUGCGUUCGCUAUGUCCCGCCCCCAGGGAGCGCGUCAGCGGCAAGGGGGAGUGGCAGGCUCGCUAUUGGCUGAGCCGUUCAGUAUUUUGGAACGUGAGCUGGAGCGCCGCGCACUCUGAUUGGAGAUACGGCCUGCUUUUCUGUGUGGCCCUGGAGGUGUUACAGUUUCCCGGGGUCUCGGCGUUCGGUGCCGGGUCCUCCAGGUUCCAUCCUGAGCGGGGCGGGGCUCCGGGGCUUAGCGGUCCCUCUGCGCCCUCCGCUGCGUGUGCUGAAGCCGCGAAGCAGCUCCCCAUCCCUCUUGUCCCAAGCCUGAGAGGCCAGGAGAGCCCUCUGUCUGGAGAUAUUAGGCCAGUCCUCUGGGGGCUUCACAUUUGGAGCUGCCUCAGUUUCUGCCUCCUGGAAGCGGGGCCUUCAGACUUGACCUGCACUUGCCCGUUUGCAGGCAGGACUCUGCCAGCCUGGGCCAUUUCACUGUCUACCAGGGGCUGCCCUGCCAAGAUCUGGGAGUUUAACUGUGGCCCCUGAGCUUCACGGAUGUCUCCACCCAAGGUCUGGGAGUCUCAGACCUGGGACCUCAAGUCACUGGUCUUCUCUGGGCCUCAGUACACAGAGUGGAUUGGAGAUCGGAGAGCUGCUGUGCUGGCCCCACUUGGGAACCUCGGGAAGAGGCAGCCUCAGACUGGCCAUCUGGAGGGAGGACUGAUCCGACUCUGGGGUGGUUAGGAGGCUGAAGGCUUUGCUGGUGUGGGUCCAUGUCCACAUCCCCCACUGUGUGUGUGAGCCUGGCUUCCCACUCCUACAGGCUGACCAUGGCGGAGUUCUCUCAGAAGCGAGGGAAGCGACAAGAUGAUGCUGUGCUGGGCAGUGCCGUGGACUUCCUGCUGGCCAAUGCCCGCCUGGUGUUGGGCGUGGGCGCGGCUGCUGCGCUGGGCAUUGCCACUCUGGCCGUGAAGCGGCUCAUUGACAAAGCCACCAGCCCAAGGGACGAGGAGGAUGAAACCAAGGGCAAUACCACUUGCCUGGAGGAUGGCUGGAAGGAGCUGAGCCUGCUCAAGGCCAUGCCGCGUCCCCAGCCCCAGCCCCCACCUGCUGCCCUGAGCCAGCCUGUGUCCACCCCAGCCCUCUCACCCACUGUCCCAGAGGGGCCUGGAGACAGUGGUUCCCGAACGCCACCUCAGCACAGCUCCCCAGCACCGUUGUGCCUGACUUUCCAGGAGAAGCUGCUGGCAUUCGAGCGGGAGCACGUGGUCAUCCCAGCAGUCGAUGUGGCUGUGGCCCAGCAGCUGGCUUGCGAUGUCAGCCUCGAGCUUCAGGCCUUCCUGCGGAGCAAGUUCCUAGAACUGCCCUUUGGGGCCCUAGAGCCUGGUGGGCCACUCUUUGAUGGGCUGCAGGCCAGUGGCACUGACCCUGUGCGCCUCCUGGUGCCACUUCGACUGGAGCCAGAACUGUGGGGCCUGGUGCCGGGGGCUGACACUGUGGCUCAGGAUGCUCGCUGCUGGGCUGUGCGCCGGACCCAGCUGGAGUUCCGGCCCCGUGGGAGCAGCCCCUGGGACCGCUUCCUGGUGGGCGGCUACCUGUGUGCCCAGCUCCUGCUGGAGCUGCUCCACAAGGCGCUGGCCACCUCCGUCAACUGGCCGGCCAUCAGCAGCCUUCUUGGGUGCCUGGUACAGCCCAGUGUGACCUCUGAGGAGCUGCUGCUCGAGGUGCGCCAGGAGCACUUGGAGCUCACUAUUGCUGUGCUUCCUGCUGUGGUUGGCACCGUUGCCAAUGACCACGUCCUCCUGGCCUGGCCCCUAGAGGGACUGGCCGGGAACCUCUGGCUGCAGGACUUCUACCAGGCUGAGGCCGCCAGGCUGCGGGCCCUGGAUGACCGAGAUGCCGGCACCCGUCAGCGGCUUCUGCGGCUGCUGUGUAGUAUCUGCUGCCGUCAUCCUGUCCUGGGGCGGCUGGGCCGGGGCCACCUCACCCAGGUGGUUCUGCGCCUGGGGGAAGAAGAGGAGGACUGGGCCGAGACAGCCCUGGGGUCGCGCUUCCUGCAAGCCCUGGAGGAGCUCAUUGGAAGCCUCGAGCAGGCCAGCCUGCUGUGCCACUUCAACCCCAGUGUGAACCUCUUUGGCGACCUGUGUGAGGAGGAGAUUAACAGCAUUGGCUAUGCGCUGUACAGCGGCCUGCAGGCCCCCGAGUGGCUGCUCUGGGGCGGUGUGGCCAGCCCAGGCCCUGAUGCUGGUGCACUGUGCACACCUCCUUCUCAGGGUUUCAGAGAGUACUUUUCUCUUGCAUUCAGCUAGAAUAAAAGGGGGCACGUUUCCUAAGCACAUGGGCAUGACAGGUGCUCAGUUGCCUGGACCCACCCAGAGAGCUUGGAUUGCUGUCACCUGUGCUCAAGCUGGGCUGCCUCUUUGCAGCGUGGACUGACAGCCUUUCAUCUCUGCUCCCCUUGGGCUCUGUCAUCACCAGCAACGAACCCACUGAUGGAAUGUGGCUUCUGCCACCCAGCUGGGGUGGAAGGUCAGCUCCAUUUUUUCUACCGAGGGAUCUAGCACUUCCUGGGACGCAGCUUCAAGGCAUCUUGGGGCUUUCUGGUGCCGCUUUUGUCAUGUGUUUGUUCUUUUGACCAGGGGCUACGCCUGGUGCUCCUGGAAUACAGUUUUUGGCUUUGAAGUGUGGUGUUUUUCCAGUCUCUGUGUGUGUUGUUCUCAUAAGCUGUAGCUCUAGAGCCAUGCUUGGGAGCGGGAUAUCACCUCUCCUAUCAGGGGAAGACGCCUUUUCCCUCGACUGGGCAGGCUUUCUCCUUGGGCAGGUGAGGCCGCUGGAGAGCCCUGUCCUCACUGGGAGGGCUGAGGGACUUGGUGCUGGUUCCCUUGUCCUGAGCCCAGGAGGCUCCGCUGUAGCUGCUGCUCACCUGGCUGGACAGCAGGGGCCAGAUGUGUGGGCCAGCUAGCUGCGUCCCCGAGUGAGUGGCUCUCAGCUGAUGUCUGUUCUGACUUAGGAGCCUGCCACCUUGGAGCCUGGCAGAGAGGGGGUGGGGGAGCUGCAGGAGGGAGAGCCUGCCUUCCUGCCCAGGUGCCUCCGUGUCUCUCCAAAGCCCUUCUUGUGAAACAAAGCUGUGUCUCAAAGAGUGUGAACCAGAAUAAAAGAACAGUCCUUGCAUACGUGUGGGUCAUGUGCUGGUGAGGUGCAGGUAGCACUGCCAUACAGAGCCGUGUAGAGUUUUCUGGAAGCCCUGUGGCUCGCCCUGGCAGCCUGACCAGAGGGUUUGGAGUCAGCAGGGAGGUGGUAGGGUUUCACUAGAAAAGUAGGUGGGAUGUUUGGAGUGGGAAUACUAGAAGAUUCCCUUGGUAUGCUGACUUCCUGGAUCCCUGCUGUGCCCACUAGCUUUCUGGGACAGGGAGCUGCUUCCCAAGCCCUCUGGCCACUUGCAGUCACCUUUCAGGGGAAGGCGAUUUCUCCAUGUCUCUGCCCCUCCUUGGACAGGUGAGAGAAGCAGGUGUGAAGCAAGUACAUCACAAUAUUCCUGCGGGAGCCCAACGAGCUCACCUCUGUCACCAUGGAUGACAGAGGAGGCCUGUCAUGGCUACAGAGAGCCUGGGGUGGACCUGGGACCAUGUGUCCACAUGGUGUGGCCACCACAGGUGUGUCAUUUCCAUUCCUGCUUCUCUUUUCUUCCCCAUCCCCUUGUCUUCUCAGAGGUAACUUCUUCCCCCUUCUGGCUGGGACUCGAGGGUGAACAGAGAAGGGGGAGCAGGGUCCGAGUCCUUGCUCAUUCGAGGGGCUGUCACCCCUCUGGGAGGUGCAGCUGUGUUGGAAGGCAGUAUGUGUGCUGCUCCUGGAGGAGCUGAGACAGGCUUGCUGACUCUGUGGCCGAGGAUCAAAGGGGCACUCUGGCCUUGGUAAGCAGAAAGCUUUAAGCAGCUCUAGUGGCGGUAGAGGGCUGGCUAGGGCCUGUGGUGUUCUCCUUGGUACAAAUGGGGCCUUCAACCUUCUUUGGAGAGUUUGGAGUGAAGUGCUAGGCAUCAGGGCUCACCAGUGCCGAGGCAGAGUGUGUGGCUUGGUGCUCUCCCACUUGACCAGCUUCACCCUGAGGCCUGGAAACUGCCAGUCCCGUGGCCCAUCAGAAGACUGGUGGGCCUGGUGGUGGCAAUGCCAGUCUGAGCUCUCAUGGAGGAUGGGGUAUUCAGUUUAGAGCCCACCUGAGGCAGUCUGUUCUGCAGAGGCCACUUGCUUUGGGAGGCUCUGAAUUCCCCCAUGUACACGGGUUUCAGUAAGAAAGAACCAGGACAGAAAGAGUUUGGGCCAUAGUUUUCAUCUCCAUGUAGUAUUCUAAGUUUUAUAAACUCGGCAUGUUUCGUAUUAACUUUACUGAAUCCAUGCCAGUGAAGGCUGUUAGGCUUAAAUUAAAAGGGAGAAAAAAGUGUUUGUGGCUGCGUCACCUAUCCAAGGCGAACAUCCGCAACUUCAGUUUCUCGCUGUUUUGCCAGAACCCUAGCAGGCUCUCUGGUGGCGCUGGCCCAGGACGAUGCCAACCCAUCUGUCCAGGCCAGGGCUUAAAUGCCUUAAUAUUGGUAUCUUCAGCUGUGUUGGCAAAAACAGGCAUGCCAACUCCUUUUUGUAGCUUUACCAAGUGAGCCAAAGACGGUUCUGAUGACUCAUGGUAAAGCAGUGAUUCUACCUGCUCGGGGUAAAAGGACUGCCUAGUGCAAAUACAAACAAAAGUAAUGCACACUGGAAAAUAAGAAACUUAUUAAAAAAUGUUACCCACAGAUCCCCUACCCUAACACAACUCAAGAAUAAAUCUCACCAUAUCACGUCCUUUUUGUAAAUUAGUUUAUAGGCACUUCUCUUCAAAAAAUCAAAAACCAAACCUGUUGCCGCUGAGUCGAUUCCAACUCAUAGUGACCCUACAGGACAGAGUAGAACUGCCCCGUAGAGUUUCCAAGGAGCGCCUGGUGGAUCUGAAUUGCUGACCUUUUGGUUAGCAGCUGUAGUAUUUAGCCACUAUGCCACCAGGGUUUCCUUCAGAAAUACUUAAAAAAAACCAAACCAGUUGUCAUUGAGUCAGUUUCGACCCAUGGUGACCCAGUGUGGUCAGAGAACCGUGUUUCAUGGGGUUUCAAUGGCUAAUUUUUACGAAGUAGAUCUCCAGGCCUUUCUUCCAAAGCACCUCUAGAUGGACUUGAACUGCCAACCUUUCAGUUAGUAGCUUAGCGUGUUGGCCAUUUGUACCACCCAGGGACUCCCAGGAAUACUUACAAAGCUGCAAAAUAGUCUAUCAAAUGAGUGUACCAUUUUAUUUCCCUAAAGCUGACCAGUCACGUUGUAUUUCAGUUUUUGCUAUUAUUAAAAAAAUACAAAGGGCUCUGAAGAAAGUCUCUGUGCACAGGAGCUUUCUCAUUGGAAGAGAUUGCUGGCAGUGGAAUUACAGGUCGAAGCCUCCAAACAUCCUUAAGACCCUGAACAUGAUCUUGCCAAACUGCAUCUGAAAAGGACUUCAGUUAGCAUGUUAAGUAACAAAGCCCCAGAGUAUUGGCAGGAAAUACAGCAAAACAUUGAGAGGUCAGGGUUGGUGUACAUAAAUACCCCCACCAACUUCCACGGUUCUGUAUUUUCCAAAUUUCCUAAGAUUUUAACUUUGGGAUGGAAAAAUGAAAGCCGAUUUAUAUUCCCACCAGUGACAUCUUGGUCUGUGACUUCACCCUAUCUGCCUAAGGUGUGCUAAGGAAACACAAAAUCCUAUCAACAUCAGCCCCAGGUGCCUUCAGGUACAGAGACCUUGAUGGACCAGAAUCUACCCUGAGAAGGAGCACAGCUGCCCUUUGGUUUACAAGCCACGGAGCCCCAUGGUCCUUUCCUCCAUCCACCCCGGCUCUUCCGACGUGGCUCUGGAGGAGUCUCAGAUGUGGUCUAAGAUCGACCUCCCCUUCAAGACAAAAGCUUGGUCAGCUGGAGGCCUCAGGGGCUGCCUCCAAGCUUGUGGGGGCUCCAGAGUGGACGAAAGAGAUGGCCUAAAGGGGGAUGGUCUGGGAGCCGGGCUUGGGCCCAGUUCACCCAGCAGCCUGUAAGCCAGGGCCAUGGGUGUCACCCCUCUGCCUUUCAGUCAUGUAUAUUAUAUAUGUCUAACAUUUCCAUGUUUUAUGAAUAGUUUUGUUGUCAGGAAAAGAAACUCUUAAAACCCUCAGUAACAU
Molecule: messenger RNA, 7046 nt
Organism: Loxodonta africana (African savanna elephant)
Lineage: Eukaryota; Metazoa; Chordata; Mammalia; Proboscidea; Elephantidae
Gene: MIEF2
Product: mitochondrial elongation factor 2
Exons: 5
Coding region: 1617-3152 (511 amino acids)
Biological process (GO): mitochondrion organization; positive regulation of mitochondrial fission
Cellular component (GO): mitochondrial outer membrane
Source: RefSeq, a predicted model, not a curated record